Nomascus leucogenys (northern white-cheeked gibbon) is the source of this 4057-nucleotide messenger RNA. It is a transcript of the gene ERCC4, whose product is annotated as ERCC excision repair 4, endonuclease catalytic subunit. The record is from RefSeq and is a predicted model, not a curated record. The coding region runs from base 1 to 2751 and encodes 916 amino acids. Gene Ontology annotation, molecular function: damaged DNA binding; single-stranded DNA endonuclease activity; single-stranded DNA binding. The transcript has 11 exons. Gene Ontology annotation, cellular component: nucleotide-excision repair factor 1 complex. NCBI's taxonomy places the organism in Eukaryota, Metazoa, Chordata, Mammalia, Primates, Hylobatidae. Gene Ontology annotation, biological process: nucleotide-excision repair involved in interstrand cross-link repair; double-strand break repair via homologous recombination; resolution of meiotic recombination intermediates.
AUGGAGCCAGGGCUGCCGGCUCGACGGACUGCCAUGGCGCCGCUGCUGGAGUACGAGCGGCAGCUGGUGCUGGAACUGCUGGACACUGACGGGCUAGUGGUGUGCGCCCGCGGGCUCGGCGCGGAUCGGCUCCUCUACCACUUUCUCCAGCUGCACUGCCACCCAGCCUGCCUGGUGCUUGUGCUCAACACGCAGCCGGCCGAGGAGGAGUAUUUUAUCAAUCAGCUGAAGAUAGAAGGAGUUGAACACCUCCCUCGCCGUGUAACAAAUGAAAUCACAAACAACAGUCGCUAUGAAGUUUACACACAAGGUGGUGUUAUAUUUGCAACAAGUAGGAUACUUGUGGUUGACUUCUUGACUGAUAGGAUACCUUCAGAUUUAAUUACUGGCAUCUUGGUGUAUAGAGCCCACAGAAUAAUUGAGUCGUGUCAAGAAGCAUUCAUCUUGCGCCUCUUUCGCCAGAAAAACAAACGUGGUUUUAUUAAAGCUUUCACAGACAAUGCUGUUGCCUUUGAUACUGGUUUUUGUCAUGUGGAAAGAGUGAUGAGAAAUCUUUUUGUGAGGAAACUGUAUCUGUGGCCAAGGUUCCAUGUAGCAGUAAACUCAUUUUUAGAACAGCACAAACCUGAAGUUGUAGAAAUCCACGUUUCUAUGACACCUGCCAUGCUUGCUAUACAGACUGCUAUACUGGACAUUUUAAAUGCAUGUCUAAAGGAACUAAAAUGCCAUAACCCAUCGCUUGAAGUGGAAGAUUUAUCUUUAGAAAAUGCUAUUGGAAAACCUUUUGACAAGACAAUCCGCCAUUAUCUGGAUCCUUUGUGGCACCAGCUUGGAGCCAAGACUAAAUCCUUAGUUCAGGAUUUGAAGAUAUUACGAACUUUGCUGCAGUAUCUCUCUCAGUAUGAUUGUGUCACAUUUCUUAAUCUUCUGGAAUCUCUGAGAGCAACGGAAAAAGCUUUUGGUCAGAAUUCAGGUUGGCUGUUUCUUGACUCCAGCACCUCGAUGUUUAUAAAUGCUCGAGCAAGGGUUUAUCAUCUUCCAGAUGCCAAAAUGAGUAAAAAAGAAAAAAUAUCUGAAAAAAUGGAAAUUAAAGAAGGGCAAGAAACAAAAAAGGAACUGGUCCUAGAAAGCAACCCAAAGUGGGAGGCACUGACUGAAGUAUUAAAAGAAAUUGAGGCAGAAAAUAAGGAGAGUGAAGCUCUUGGUGGUCCAGGCCAAGUACUGAUUUGUGCAAGUGAUGACCGAACAUGUUCCCAGCUGAGAGACUAUAUCACUCUUGGAGCGGAGGCCUUCUUAUUGAGGCUCUAUAGGAAAACCUUUGAGAAGGAUAGCAAAGCUGAAGAAGUCUGGAUGACAUUUAGGAAGGAAGACAGUUCAAAGAGAAUUAGGAAAUCUCACAAAAGACCUAAAGACCCCCAAAACAAAGAACAGUCUUCUACCAAAGAAAGGACCCUCAAAAAGAAAAAACGGAAGUUGACCUUAACUCAAAUGGUAGGAAAACCUGAAGAACUGGAAGAGGAAGGAGAUGUCGAGGAAGGAUAUCGUCGAGAAAUAAGCAGUAGCCCAGAAAGCUGCCCGGAAGAAAUUAAGCAUGAAGAAUUUGAUGUAAAUUUGUCAUCGGAUGCUGCUUACGGAAUCCUGAAAGAACCCCUCACUAUCAUCCAUCCGCUUCUGGGUUGUAGCGACCCCUAUGCUCUGACAAGGGUACUCCAUGAAGUGGAGCCAAGAUACGUGGUUCUCUAUGACGCAGAGCUAACCUUUGUUCGGCAGCUUGAAAUUUACAGGGCUAGUAGGCCUGGGAAACCUCUGAGGGUUUACUUUCUUAUAUACGGAGGUUCAACUGAGGAACAACGCUAUCUCACUGCCUUGCGGAAAGAAAAGGAAGCUUUUGAAAAACUCAUAAGGGAAAAAGCGAGCAUGGUUGUCCCUGAAGAAAGAGAAGGCAGAGAUGAAACAAACCUAGACCUAGUAAGAGGCACAGCGUCUACAGAUGUUUCCACUGACACUCGGAAAGCCGGUGGCCAGGAACAGAAUGGUACACAGCAAAGCAUAGUUGUGGAUAUGCGUGAAUUUCGAAGUGAGCUUCCAUCUCUGAUCCAUCGUCGGGGCAUUGACAUUGAACCCGUGACUUUAGAGGUUGGAGAUUACAUCCUCACUCCAGAAAUGUGCGUGGAGCGCAAGAGUAUCAGUGAUUUAAUCGGCUCUUUAAAUAACGGCCGCCUCUACAGCCAGUGUAUCUCCAUGUCCCGCUACUACAAGCGUCCCGUGCUUCUGAUCGAAUUUGACCCUAGCAAGCCUUUCUCUCUCACUUCCCGAGGUGCCUUGUUUCAGGAGAUCUCCAGCAAUGACAUUAGUUCCAAACUCACUCUUCUUACACUUCACUUCCCCAGACUACGGAUUCUCUGGUGCCCCUCUCCUCAUGCAACGGCGGAGUUGUUUGAGGAGCUGAAACAAAAUAAGCCACAGCCUGAUGCGGCGACAGCACUGGCCAUUACAGCAGAUUCCGAAGCCCUUCCCGAGUCAGAAAAGUAUAAUCCUGGUCCCCAAGACUUCUUGUUAAAAAUGCCAGGGGUGAAUGCCAAAAACUGCCGCUCCUUGAUGCACCACGUUAAGAACAUCGCAGAAUUAACAACCCUGUCACAAGACAAGCUCGCGAGUAUUCUGGGGAAUGCUGCAAAUGCCAAGCAGCUAUAUGAUUUCAUUCACACCUCUUAUGCAGAAGUCAUAUCGAAAGGAAAAGGGAAAAAGUGAGCAAUGGUGGCUGUUUUCUUAUCCCAUGCCUGUACUUUUCAGCGGCUUCUUGCCAGACAUCAUAGGUCAUUAUUAAUUAUUGGUUUGAUAUUUCAUUCUUUUCCAAUGCUCUUAAUGAUUGUACGGUGGACCAGAAGCCAGGAUUCCUCUCUGAACUCUGCAGUUAGGCAUCACUUGAGCUUGCCUAUGCCUGCUCUUUUUCCUCCCUGCACUGUCUAUGCCAGGCUUAGCGUGUUCCUUUUUAAAUGAGAUCUGUCAGGAUCAGGUAAAGUUCCUACAAGUGAUUACAGAAGGUGGAAACUUUACCUGAUCCUAACAUAUGUCAUUUAGAAAGGAACAUGCUAAGCCUGGCAUGGACGGUGCAGGGAGGGAAAAGAGCAGGCACAAGAAAGCUGCCAUUUUUAACAGUCCUUGUUAUCUAGUGCAACAUAAAUAACAGUCUUAAUUGCACUUAAUACCAAUGCCCCGUGGCUCUCCAAAUCUGUUAUUUGCUGUUGUGUCUGCUGGACACUUGAACUGAUGUUUGUGUAGGAAAUCAUGUUCUGACCCUUUGUUUACAAAGGAGCCUUCUGGAACACUGAGAAGAAACAUCUCUUUGCCAUUCCUGACCAGUUCUUUCUACCACAUUUUCUUCAGCUCCAUACUUCUUCUGCCUGUCUGCUCUAAGGAAAUUUCAUGGGGCCUUCCAACUACUAAUUCAAGACAGUCUCCUCUAAAACUGGUUGACUAGUCUUCUAAUGACCCGAACAUAUGUAGCAUAUACUAUAAUUUCAUUGUUCCAAAUUAGUAUUUUUAAAGCAAAAUGAAUUACCUAUUUGCAAAAGUUAAUGGUGAAGGAGCUCUUAGAAUUCUCAAUUUUUGCACAUACUCAGUCUCCUAAUAUCAGAGAUCCCUAAGUCGAGCUGGCUAGUUAGAGUUUUUUCAGACUUCCUCGUUUCCCAGCUCUUAUAUCCUAAGACACCAGCAUCAUAUCCUCUAGAAAUACAACCUAAUUGGCAGUGAGCCGAGAUCGCGCCACUGCACCCCUGCCUGGGCGACAGAGCGAGACUUCAUCUCUAUUGAAAAAAAAAAAAAAGAAAAAGAAAUACAGCCUAAGCUCACCUUCCUGUGACUCCUCAUUUUUCACAAUCCUGUUCCAGGGUCUACUUUCUUCUUUGUGUGAGGACUCCAAUACAAGCCAGUAAGUGGCCCGCUAAGCUUUUAAGAUGUGGUUUUCCUGCCUUGAGAUAAAAAGGAUUGUAGGUAAAUGAAAGAUCAAUGUAUGGAAUAUAUAAAAAUUCAGAAGAAAUAUAUACAUUUAAAAAUC